Molecule: messenger RNA, 2980 nt
Organism: Notechis scutatus (mainland tiger snake)
Lineage: Eukaryota; Metazoa; Chordata; Lepidosauria; Squamata; Elapidae
Gene: RNFT2
Product: ring finger protein, transmembrane 2
Biological process (GO): positive regulation of ERAD pathway
Molecular function (GO): ubiquitin protein ligase activity
Source: RefSeq, a predicted model, not a curated record
GUCAGACCGGCCGGCUCUCGGGGAAACCAGGUGGGGCUCUCUGUGCUAUGUCUUUGGGGGCCCAUCCCCAUCCUUGGAAGCCCCUAAUCCCCUCUCACCCCGGGGCUCCUUGAUCUCCCACGUUGAUGUGGAGUGUGUUGUGCUUCAAAGUGCUAAGAAAGAUGCAGCGACGGCACAGCAGCAUCACGGAUAGCCUUCCACCUGAAAGAAACCGAAGCCAAGCCAUCAGCUCGGACACCAACGUGGACGAAGGGGGCGUUUUCGAGAGCCUGAAGACGGAAGCCCCCUCCCCUCAGCAGCUCUUCUCGGGGCUGGGGGGAAUCCCAUCAGGCAGCAUCUCGGCCACCCCUUUCCAAUCCAGCUUGCUCCUGGGGUCCUCCGCCGGAGGAGGCGAGGUCUUCAUCCAGAUGCCUGCUGCCCAGGAGGAGGGGCCAAGCCGGGCGGAGGCGGGGCUGUAUCACUACCGGCCACCGCAUCAUCAUUACCAUCACAGCCACCCGAGAGGCCCCUCCCUUCUCCACAUGAGCGGGGCUGACCGCCACGGGCAUGCGGAAGAGACCCCCGAUGAGCCGCCGGGCACCCCAGCCCCUGCCCUUCCCGAGAUGAAGGCGGUCAUCUCCUGGUUGCAGGACGGCCUGCCCUUCAUCAUGAUCCUGCUGGCCAAAGUUUGUUUCCAGCACAAACUGGGCAUUGCCCUCUGCGUGGGCAUGGCUAGCACAUUCGCAUAUGCAAAUUCAGCCCUUCGAGACCAAAUCUCUUUAAAGGAAAAGAGAUCCAUCUUCAUGGUUUUCUGGAUCUUGGUCUUCCUUGCAGGGAACACCCUGUACUUGCUCUACACCUUCAACUCCCAACAGCUGUAUAACAGCCUCAUCUUCCUGAAGCCCAACCUGGACAAGCUCGAUUUCUUCGACCUGAUGUGGAUGGUUGGGAUCACAGAUUUCGUCCUGAAGUAUCUCACCAUCGCUUUGAAGUGCCUGGUGUUGGUCCUGCCCAAGAUCAUCCUUGCGGUUAAAUCAAAGGGGAAGUUCUACCUGGUCAUUGAAGAAAUAAGCCAGUUGUUCCGUUCUCUGGUCCCCAUCCAGCUGUGGUAUAAGUACAUCAUGGGAGAUGAUCCAUCCAGCAGCUAUUUCCUUGGGGGGAGUCUCAUCAUCAUGUACAGCCUCUGCAAAUCUUUUGACAUCUGUGGCCGUUUGGGAAGCGUGACCCGGGCAGUCAAAGUCCUCUGUGCUCCUCAGAGCUACGGGGUCCGUGCAAGCAACCAGCAGUGCAGCGAGGCGGGCGACAUCUGUGCCAUCUGCCAGGCUGAAUUUAGAGAAGCAGUGAUGCUCUUAUGCCAGCAUGUUUUCUGUGAAGAAUGCCUCUGCCUCUGGUUUGACCGCGAGAAGACAUGUCCACUCUGCCGCUCCGUAGCCGUGGAAACCGUGCGCUGCUGGAAGGACGGUACCACCUCUGCUCAUUUCCAGGUGUAUUGACUUGCAGGAUGUCCCAAAAUGCCGAGAAGCUAUCUUAGUGAGGAAGGGUAAGAGGGAGCAUUCUUCAGAAUAUCUCUGUGGAGUCACUGUAACUCCCCCUUUCUUGCAUAAGGCAAGUGGCAAAAAUUCCUCAUCUUUUCUCUGGAGCAUCAGUUAUGGGUGGAAACUUGAAGGUUGACUUCCUUUCAUUCCUUCCUUGCUUGUCAAACUGCUUUACUCUUAAACAAUUGGGUACUUAAUUGAGAUCCUGAGUUACAUCCGUUCUAUCACCAGGAGCCCCGGUGGCACGGUGGUUAAAGGGCAGUAUUGCAACCUAACUCUGCCCACAGUCUGGAGUUUGAUCGUGACAGGCUCAAAGUUCACUCAGCCUUCCAUCCUUCGGAGGUCAGUAAAACUGAGGACCCAGAUUGUUGGGGGCAAUAUGUUGACAUCGUAAACCACCCGGAGAGUGUUGGGAAGCACUAGGGAGGGGUAUAUAAGUCUAAAUGCUAUUGCUGUUGCUAUCUCUUAUUGAGAGAUACUUUUGAGAGAUACAGGGAUGGGGGUGGGGAGAAUCACCAAGGUAUGUAAUUAACCUAUGGAACUCAUAAUGACAAGAUGAGGAAUUGGACCAGUUUCAACAAUACCUCAACCAAUGGCUACUAAUUGUGAUGGCUAAAUACAAUAUCUAUAUGUUGACUUAUUCAGUUAUUGGGUUCAGCAUUAGGAGAGGACCUGAGUUGUCCACAUCUGAUCAGCCUCUUUUGGAAAUAAAGAAUCCAGCAGGAUCCCUUGAGUGUUGUGAGAUAAAUUUUGAUUUCCUUUUGUCCAGACGAGAUGCUUUUCAAACGAUGGUCAUAAGUGAUUGAUAUCAUCCCUUUGUUCAUACGUGACGGACUGAGAAUACAGCGUCCGCUCUGGUUCCCCUAGAUUUUAUUUUCAAAGGUUGGGUGGAAUCUUUAUUUCAUUGUCUUCCACAUGUAACUACUAAUAAAACUUCAUUUGCCCAGAUGUAAUGAAAACAAGUCAACUGUGCACACCCAAUUCAUAGUUAGGAGAAAGCAAAGAAAUAAUUGGCACGGUUUGGUUGGAUGUGGUCUCCUGGAUUUGUAAUUUCCUGUGCAUGUUUUGGAGAUGGUGUCAAGAAAGCUAAACUCAAAUGCCACUUUGGGAGGGGGAAAAAAACCAAAACUCAGGAAAAGAUUGAUGUAAAGAAUUGCAAAAUAUAGAGUUUUAGUCUUUGCUGCAUACUAUGGGCCUACGAUGUCCUAAAAUAUGAAACAUUUAAACUCAUAGGCAAGAUUUGUCUGGUUUUAUGUGAUGUCCUGGGUGCUCUCUGAGUUUGGUGCUUUUCUUGCAGAUGUUGCAUUACCCAACUAAAUAACAUCAUCAGUGCUAGAAGGGAGCGUGGUUUGCUCUAAUUGUCUGGUUUUAGUUUGGCAUGCUAUGGAAACAUCUAAUUGUGAUGUGUAUUGGAUAUUGAAACAGUGUUAUCAUGUCACCUCCUAGUCCUUUCAUUAAACUAGACU